ACAUGAACACUAUGUAGUCCACAGGCAUUGUCUUUGUUACUAUACGAGCGAGCUAACCUGACUGACAGAGUGAUACUGAGUCUCAGAAUAUUCACUUUAAUUAAAGAUGCAGAAAACGCUCCGCCAUUUCCUGGUUGCUAAAAAUCUAAUAGUUCUCCUAAUUUAAGUUAUGACAAAAGUACCAUAUAAACCGCUGUGAAAUAUAUUUUCUAUAACCAAACAUUUUUUCAGAUGUUUGUAGUUGGUGUACAAAUGUAAGACGAAAAAACGAAAUAUUAAGGACAGGAAGCAUAGAAAUAACGCACAUAGAGCAGAUCUACUUCUUAGUCUUGCUUUCAAUGAGAAUGACAGAACUAUAACUCAAUUUCUGUGAAUUUGGUCUUCACCCAAAAAGUUACAUAUUGCAGCUUUAAAAUGUAUGUCAAAUUCAAACCAAAUGAUUGCAAAGUUAAACAAACCGUACAACUCUCUGCACAAGGACUACUUCUAACAAUUUCCACAGAAAAUGUUACUAAAACACAUUUACUUGAACAUUGCAGAUCCAAUGUUUGGUAACAGAAUGAUGGCACAAACCAUCAUUCUGUUAGCUAAAUUUGUUUUCUGCAAAGAUUUGGUUUGAAUACCUGCGGUCAUGGGCAAGAUUUGACUAUAUUCUCCAGAAGUAUGGAGUUGAAAUCGUCCAAAGUGCACGGAGGUGAGGCCCAAUACCCUUUUAUGUUCUACAGGCAGCCUCUCAUUGGUCAUAGUUGUCUGUUGCCAUGGCAUUCUUUAGAAAAAUAGGACAUAUUUUUUUGUAAUGAUGCGAAUAAUGGGUUGUGAGCCUAAGCCCGUGACGUCGUGGUAAAGGAGGCUGCCAAAGACUGAGAAAGUUGUAUUUUCUGUGCAAACAUUGUAAAAUUAGUGUAGUAGAAUAUUACAUUGGUUAUGUCAUCCUGGCCUGGGGAAGACAGUGUAGUGCACACAGGCUGAAAGUCACACAUUCAUUUGCAUAAACAGAUUCCCACCACCAUCCAAUUCUCAGUGACCCAUAUUUAGUGUCACACACACACACACACACACAGAGAUGACAGACAGACUCUCACACACACACAGUCUAAAUCACACACAGAGACACAGCCACUGCAUGACUCAUACAUCAUUUCAUAGAGACAAAAUUUGUCAGAAAGCGAGGGGAGGAGAGGAGAGAGAGCAGCGCAAUUCUGUUGUGUAUAUGCAUGUGUAUGUGCGAAUCAACGAGCAAUUGAGAGAGAGAGAAACCAAUUUAGAAGCCUGUGGGUGGGGGCGAGAAGAGAGGUAGCAGCAGCAAACCAUUGUGUGUUAGAUUGAGAGAGAGGGAAGCGAGAGAUGGAGAUGGCUUAUUUUGUAAUAUGCUGUUCGUAGCAGCAGCACAGAGAGGGAGAGAGGUGAAAGAGGGAGACAUGCAACAGAAACAGGAUUCUCAAGGAGGCAAAUCCUCAAGCAUCUUGGGAAAGGCGCAUCCAGCUCUCAAGGCCUUCAUGUGUGGCUCCUUGAGCGGCACCUGUUCCACGCUGCUCUUCCAGCCUCUGGACCUGGUCAAGACGCGCCUGCAGACCCUGCAGAACAACAUGAAGCCUGGAGCUCCUAAAGUGGGGAUGAUGACGGUGCUUAUCCAGGUCAUUCGGACAGAGAGCUUCCUGGGCCUGUGGAAGGGAGUGUCACCGUCGUUUGUGCGCUGUAUACCAGGCGUAGGGAUCUACUUCUCUACUUUCUACUCACUGAAGCAGCACUACUUCCAGGAGGGCCGGGCCCCUAACGCUGGGGAGGCUGUGCUGCUGGGGGCCGGGGCCAGGGCCGUGGCUGGGGUUUGCAUGCUGCCUGUCACCGUCAUCAAGACACGCUUCGAGAGCGGACGGUACAACUACGUGAGCGUCCUGGGAGCUCUGAAGAGUGUGUGUGAGACGGAGGGGCCCAGGGCUCUGUUCUCCGGGCUGACGGCCACACUGCUCCGAGACGCCCCCUUCUCUGGCAUCUACGUCAUGUUCUACAGCCAGGCCAAGAGGUCCCUGCCACCGGAGGUGAGCUCGUCGCCCUAUGCCCCGUUGGGGAACUUUGGCUGUGGGGUGAUGGCUGGAGUCCUGGCCUCUGUGGUCACCCAGCCAGCCGACGUGGUCAAGACUCACAUCCAGGUCAGCCCCGCCCACUGGACCACUAAGGAUGCCAUUCGCUACAUCUAUACGGAGCAUGGUCUGAGGGGUUUCUUCCGUGGGGCUGUGCCACGCUCUCUGAGGAGGACUCUGAUGGCAGCCAUGGCCUGGACCGUCUACGAACAGCUGAUGGCCCGCAUGGGACUCAAGUCCUGAGGAGAGGAGACAGGGAGGAACUGAUAAUAGAAGAAUGACGUGGGGACUUGUUUUUAUACAAAGCAGCAGUUUGAAGGGGAUGAAAGUGAGGAGGAUGAGAAGGAAGGAGAGAGAGGAGGUGUAGGGACUGUUUAUCACUGCAACUAGCUUGGGAAAGAAAAAGAGGUGGGUGUCGGUGGCAUGGAAGAGUGAAAGGUGUGUGUGUGUUUUACAUGUUGAUGUUUAUGAGAGUGAUUGUGAAUGUUUGAUGUCUGUCCUUACAUUGUCAACCCUGACCUUAAAUGACAUCCCCUUCUGCUGAGAACUGAACUGAUCCCUCUGAGUGUGGAGACCAUAGAGAACUAUCUAUUUCUAUGGGGGAGACCAUAGGGAUCUAUUUAAUUACAUUUCUAUGGGGGAGACCCUCUCAGACUGGGGAGACCAUAGAGAAUGAUCUAGUUAUAUUUCUAUGGGGGAGACCCUCUCAGACUGGGGAGACCAUAGAGAAUGAUCUAGUUAUAUUUCUAUGGGGGAGACCCUCUCAGACUGGAGAGACCAUAGAGAAUUAUAUAAUUAUAUUUAUAUGGGGGAGACCCUCUCAGACUGGAGAGACCAUAGAGAAUUAUAUAAUUAUAUUUCUAUGGGGGAGACCCUCAGACUGGAGAGACCAUAGAGAAUUAUAUAAUUAUAUUUAUAUGGGGGAGACCCUCUCAGACUGGAGAGACCAUAGAGAAUUAUAUAAUUAUAUUUCUAUGGGGGAGACCCUCAGACUGGGGAGACCAUAGAGAAUGAUCUAAUUAUAUUUCUAUGGGGGAGACUCUCAGACUACGACCACUGUGGUUUAGCUCUGGAUACCACUCCAGUGACAGAGACUUUCGCCGACUGUCACCCACUUUCCUAUGACUAUGAAUGACUGUGACUAACAUCUAGGUGUCUCUAACACUCCCACUCCCAAGACGAAACAGCAGCUUUGAUUGAAUUACCUCAGCAAGAGGUUUUCUGCUGGCUAAAAGUGUAGUGGACUGGACAAAGCAACCCAGUGCCAUAACCAUGCCACAUAUUUACAAAUGACCGGCAGAAUACAUUAUAACAGCACAGUGAUUAUUGUGACCUGUCGACUGACUGAAGGAAAUACGAUAUUUAUUGACUGACUAAAAUAUUUCUUACUAGCUUGGACAAUCAAGACAAUAUUGCUGUGCAUUGUAGCAAAAGACUAGGCUGAUAUUUUCUAUACUGCAACUGCACAAUUAGCUACUAGCAACUUGGCAUUGGCAUACUUAGCCAUAUUAAAAUAGUGUACAGCAGGUGUUCUCUGUACCCAAUUCAACUUUGAUCUCAUUUCUAGUGCAUUCCAUUCUGGUUGCAGUGUUGUAGACCAGAUGUGCUUUAUCUAACCAGUAAUGAUAGUCAAUCCCAGAGCCAUAGAUGGAUAAUUGGCUCUUGUCAAUGCCAUUGGAACCCAGACAAUGCAACUCUUUGGGGCUGUGGCAUUAUGAGACAAUAGUCAACAUCGCUAUCAUGAACAUGCAGCUUCAGCAUCACUGUAUUACAUGGGCUGGAUUGAGUAGUCACGAAAAGAAAGCAAAACGGAGGGACUAGCUGAUCUUGUCCUAUAUGAAAUGUAAAAUGUUUUUGUUUUUCAAUGCAAAACAUUUUGCUACGGUGUGCACUAAUGUACACUACCCAGCUAAAUAUAGGAAUCCAUAUCAGUGAUGCACAGCCAUGGUCCUGGAUGGUCUCUGUUAUUAGUUUUGUAAAUAAAUAGGCCUAUGUAUUCAGUAUUUUGAGUAGUUCAUUUUUGGAAGCCCAUACACGUGUAUAUUUUUUUAACACACAGUGUUCAGUGUGCCAUGUCAUGGGUAUUAUUUUUGAACAUUUUUAAAGAGAUGUGUUAUAUUGAAAAGUAUUGUUACAGAUUCAAAAUAUACACUAAGUGAGCGCUACUCAGUAUUAGGAGGGUGUUCUUAAUGUUUGGAAUACUCAGUCUAUAGAGCCUGAAGCUUCGAGGACCAGAGAUGGCUGAGAGAAACUGAUUUAAAUCCAAUACCAUCACUACAAUCACUGUUUGCCAACUGUUUUUGCUUUUUACACACACAAAUGAAAAUGACAUAACAUAGCUUCAAUAUACACUCAGUGGCCAGUUUAUUAGGUACAUCCAUCUAGUACCGGGUCGGACCCCCUUUGCUUCCAGAACUGACUGAAUUCUUUGGGGCGUGGAAACAUUGCUCAAUUGCUAUCAAGGGACCUAACGUGCGCCAGGAAAACUUUACCCACACCAUGACACCACCGCCACCAGCCUGGAUGGGGAAAUGGACUCAUGCUGUUUAUGCCAAAUCCUGACUCAGGAACAGGAACCUGGAUUCGUCGGACAAGGCAAUGUUUUUCCACUCCUCAGUUGUCCAGUGUUGGAGAGCACGUGUCCACUGGAACCGCUUGUUUAUAACUGAUAGGAGUGGACGCCGGUGUGGUUGUCUGUUGCAAUAGCCCAUCCUAGACUAGGCUAGAUGAUUUGUGCAUUUCGAAAUGCCGUUCCCCGACAUUAUUUGCCUGUUUGUGGCCUUCCCGUUAGCUUGCACGAUUCUUGCCAUUCUCCUUCGACCUUUCAUUAACAAGCUGUUUUCACCCACAGGACGGCCGCUUACUGGAUGUUUUUCGUUUGUCGCACCAUUCUCUGUAAACCCUAGACACUGUCGUGAGCGAAAAGACCAGGAGGCCGACCGUUUCCGAGAUACUGGAACCGGCGCGCCUGGCACCAGCGUUCAUACCACGCUCAAAGUCGCAUAGGUUACUCGUUUUUCUCAUUCUAACGUUCAAUCGACUGGUAACUAAAUGCCUCGAUGCCUGUCUGCCUGCUUUUUAUAGCAAGCCACGGCCACGUGACUCACUGUCUGUAGGAGCGAACCAUUUUCGUGAACGGGGUGUACCUAAUAAACUGGGCGCUGAGUAGUUUGAGUCAUUGAGAGGGGAUCACUGAGUUAACCCUAGCUCAAUGCCAGUCAGUGAAUGCACUUUAGAAUUCAAUGCAUAUUCAUUUAUUCAUUCAAGCCCCUUAGCGGCAGGUAAAAGGACUGGGGUGAUUGACGUUUCUUGAGAAUUGGUAGCUCUUCAGCCCUUGUCUGUGUGUUUGUGUUGUCGUAACACAGUAACAACUCUUAACACCAAAUUGUUCUGUGCCGUAACAUUUUUGCCUUGGCGAUUAUCAUCGCUAUCACUAUUGUCCUUGAUAUUGUGACUUUACACUGUAUAUUGUCUGUUAUUAUUGUCAAUAUUUUGUCUGUGCAUGUGAGUUUGCUCAGACCGAUGCUGUGCCUGUUUUGUUUUUAAGUGAAUAAAAUUCCCCCCAUUUUUGUACAA
Molecule: messenger RNA, 5654 nt
Organism: Salvelinus fontinalis (brook trout)
Lineage: Eukaryota; Metazoa; Chordata; Actinopteri; Salmoniformes; Salmonidae
Product: mitochondrial glycine transporter B
Exons: 7
Coding region: 1368-2321 (317 amino acids)
Biological process (GO): glycine import into mitochondrion
Cellular component (GO): mitochondrion; mitochondrial inner membrane
Molecular function (GO): glycine transmembrane transporter activity
Source: RefSeq, a predicted model, not a curated record